AUGCGCUCCUCCACCACACUUGCCCACGCGCCGCCACACGCGCCGGCAGCAAGCGGGUGUGCAGAGAAAUUCCGGCGACGGAAAAACUCCAAAUCACAAAUCACCCUCCCGGCUACAGGUUCUACUCAACUAGGGGAGCACUUCAUUCAACUACGGCGAAGCCCAACCUCACCGGGAACUGGCUACAGGUUCUACUCAACUAGGGGAGCACUUCAUUCAGCUGUUUUCGAGUUUUCCGACGACGAAAGCUAUUGGGUCUUGACCAGGACGUCGAGGCGAAGCUUUUGGGACCAGUCUCAAGAGCUGCGGUGGCCGGAAGUGAUGGCAGCGUGGAGAAUUCUGUUCGGGUGA
Prunus armeniaca (apricot) is the source of this 351-nucleotide messenger RNA. Lineage: Eukaryota; Viridiplantae; Streptophyta; Magnoliopsida; Rosales; Rosaceae. The record is from the annotation of a GenBank genome assembly.